Messenger RNA from Populus trichocarpa (black cottonwood), 2146 nucleotides. Its product is annotated as probable serine/threonine-protein kinase PBL1. Gene Ontology annotation, molecular function: protein kinase activity; ATP binding. Gene Ontology annotation, biological process: protein phosphorylation. The transcript has 5 exons. NCBI's taxonomy places the organism in Eukaryota, Viridiplantae, Streptophyta, Magnoliopsida, Malpighiales, Salicaceae. Bases 226 to 1920 code for a protein of 564 amino acids. The record is from RefSeq and is a predicted model, not a curated record.
CCUCUCUCUCUCUUCUCUAUUACACUAAAUAUACCUUAGCAUCUUUUUUGUCUACCUUUUGUUAAUAAAAUAAAGCUCUCUCCCUUCCCCUUUUCUCAUUUUGCUUUCUUUUCUUUGACUUGUUAAGGGUUUUUGUUUUACCUCAUCAUAAUCACACCUUUCCCCUUUUUUUGUUCUCCUCCCUCCCGAUAUCCAUCCCCUCUUCUUUCAAGUUGGAAGCUUUUUAUGAGCUGGUGUUUAAAGGUUUCAAGAAUUGAAUGUAAUAAGAUGGGUUGUUUCACUGUUUUAAAGUGCAAAAAGAAAAGGCCUGAGCCGUCAGUUUCCAUCAAGCGUGUCAGUCCUAAGGAGCAAAUACCAACUACUCUACCUGAGCCACAGGUCCCAACACGUUCAUUGCAGUCAGCACCCCCUAGUUUUCGGACCAGAGUGAAGCCUGUUCAACCAGAAAACAAAGUACCUAGCAACAGGGCACGGGCAUUAUCGGCUCCAGAAAGCCUUGAUGCAGCAGAACAAGAUGCUCUUGCAUCAGCUGAAUAUGAUGAGCAAGAGGAGUCAAAAAACCGAAUUGGAAUUUCAAAGGAACAACGGCUACCGGGUCCACAACCUCUUCCACUCCCUUCACCUCAGGGUGGUGCUAUACUGAAGCCUAUGAGUAGCUUUAAAUCAGUGAAUAGCAGUGGCUCUCUUUAUGCUUCUGGUCCGUUGCCACUGCCUCGCAGUGGAACAUACAGUGGAACACUCAGGAACUUUCCAUAUGAAGAAAUUCAAUCUGCUUGCUGCAAUUUCUCCUCAGAUCGAUGUGUCUCUGAAGGCCUUUCUUCCAUAAUGUUCAGGGCUUCCUUUGGAGAUGAUACUGCAAGUUCGAAGAAGUUUGAAGCUAGUGUUAUUCGCCUUAACCCAUCUCCUCAGGGUUUAAAAGAAUUUAUUAAUGAGGUUAAUACCCUUGCAUCUUUGCAACAUCCAAACUUAUGCAAGUUGCUUGGUUAUAAUGCACGUGAUGGCUCAGACCAGAGAAUGCUGGUCUAUGAGAGGCUUUAUCAUGGAAGCUUGGACCGGUUACUGUAUGGAAGGUCUGAUGGCCCUCCCAUUGACUGGAAUACCAGGAUGAAAAUUGCUUUAUGUGCUGCGCAAGGUCUUGCUUUCUUGCAUGAAGAAGGGCCUUUCCAGGCAAUGUACAAUGAGUUUUCUACCGCCAACAUACAAAUUGACAAAGACUUUAGUGCAAAGCUUUCAGGAUAUGGUUGUGUUGGCCACAUCCCUGAAACAGAGAUCUCUAACAGUACAGCGGCUGCCGCAAAUCUCUCUGUAGAGACAGUAGAGAGAGGGCUAUUGACUCCGAAGAGCAAUGUAUGGAGCUUUGGAAUUUUUCUUCUUGAACUGCUCACUGGCCGGAAAAAUCUUGAUAGUCGUCAUCCUAGAGAAGAGAGGAACUUGGUCAAGUGGACCCGGCCAUUUCUAGCUGAUGACUGUCGACUAUCAUUGAUUAUGGAUCCUCAACUAAAAUGCCGUUUCCCUGCAAAAGCAGCCCGCACAUUGGCAGACAUUGCUCUAAGAUGUCUUCAGAAGGAUCCUUUAGAAAGACCAACUAUGAGAACCAUUGUGGAACAUCUCAAAGUCAUACAAGACAUGAAAUACUCCAGUCGCUUUCCUCUGCAAGAGCCAGCAGCAGUUGCUGGUAAACAAAUGUCCAGAUCUCCUAGUCUCAAUGGGAUCAUCACCCCAGCACCAAGGUUAAGUUUCUCACCAUCUCCACCAUCCAGAGCCCGGCCAUCCAUUUCCCCUACCAGGCCUCGAGCAUUGCCUCCGUCUCUACCUCCCCGUGCUUGUUCCUCAACUCUCUCUCUUGAGGAGCUAGAACGGCAAGAAAGCAGGAAAUCAUCUUCGUCGGCUGUUCGAAGGCCAGGUGUUGAAGGAUUUUGAUUGUUAAUAUAUGCAUUUUUUCAUUUUUUGAAUGGCUUUUCUUUUACCCUUUUUGGUGAUUCAACAGAAUAUAUAGAAAGAUAAAAAUGUGGUUCUUCCACCUUCCCAUCCCUCGAUGUUGAUUAGAGUGGAUUCUAGUUUGUAGAUAGAGUGCAAACCCUAGUUCGACUGGAUUCAAUUAGUUUCAUUGUAAUCAACAAUGCUAUUUACAUGAUAGUUUUCCAAA